Phytophthora infestans T30-4 is the source of this 1734-nucleotide messenger RNA. Its product is annotated as transglutaminase elicitor-like protein. The transcript has a single exon. The record is from RefSeq and is a predicted model, not a curated record. The coding region runs from base 1 to 1734 and encodes 577 amino acids. NCBI's taxonomy places the organism in Eukaryota, Oomycota, Peronosporomycetes, Peronosporales, Peronosporaceae. Gene Ontology annotation, molecular function: aminoacyltransferase activity.
AUGGUCUACUCACCCAGCUCCUACCUCAUCUGCGCCGCCGUGGCUGCUGUUGCUCUGCAGAUUCAGCAAGCAUCUGCUGGGUCGCUAUACUACGGGGCCUUCUCCGUGGACGCUGAGAACAAAAUCAGUAAAGACUUACCUCUUGUCGGUACCGAAAUUCCGGACCAGGACUGCCCCGUCGAGGUGGAGGUGGACCCGACGCUACCGGACAUCACCACCAUCCCGACGGUGCCAGUGACCUACCCAGACCUCUUGGCCAACCUGACGACGGCUCCGUCGGAGCCUGUCUUCUCAAAGGUGGGCUCGGUGAUCAUGUCAGAGGAGAUCCCGGCCACCGAUGCCGACCAGGACGCGUACAUCGACUCGACGCUUCCGUGGGUUGGCACUGGUACGCCAAGUAAAACGGGCGUAGAGAAGUCCGCCAAGGACUGCGCUACUGGCUGGGAGGAAACGACUGUCGACAAGCUGCAGGAGAAGCUCGAGAAGAAGCGUCGUUUGGAGGAAAACACGAACAGGGAUAUCGCAAAGCUUGAGGCUUACUUCGGCACCAAGAUGGAGAUGACAUUGAAGGACCUGCCUACCCAGGGUGUCCACACGCCGUCUCCAUGGGCUGGUCCUUACUGGCCGACCUACCAGGACAGCAUCAACGUUGUCUGGAGCCAGGGACAACCCAGCCCCGCUGAGAAGUACGCCAAGGCCUUUGGUCUGGACGUGAAGGAGUUUAUGGACAAGGUAUCCAAGGACAACGGAGUUGACUCGGGGAGCAAACGCAAACAGUGCCAGACGGAUGAGGGCUGCGAGUCCCUUAACAACGGCAGCAAGUGUGCUAUCCGUGACGGCAAGAGCUCGGGCUACUGUAUCCCGGCGUGGUUUGGUAUCUGUCACGCCUGGGCCCCUGCUGCUAUUCUCGAAGCAGAGCCUACUUGCCCGGUGACGUACAACGGUGUGACGUUCCAGCCUCUGGACAUCAAGGGAUUGAUCUCCAACGUCUACGAUGGCGCUGGCGUCGCAACUGUGUUCACUGGUGCGCGCUACAACGGCGGCGACGAUGGCGCCGAUGAGUACGGUCGCCACACCAACGCUGCCUACCGUGACCUGAACCCUGCCUACUUCCACAUUGCGUCUGCUAACAUUCUGGGUAAGCUGAACGCCACCUUUGUGGCUGACGUCGACGCCGCCGCAGAGGUGUGGAACCAGCCCGUGCGUGGGUUCAAGGUGUACGAGCAGACCGCCAUGUCGCUCGAGGAAGCUGCUCAGACCUUCUACGGCCUUGAGGAGUACCCGUGGAACGCCGCCGCCAAGAGCAUUGUGUACGUGAAGUCGCGUCUCUCGUGGAUCUUCGAGACGUACACAGACGGUGGCCUGGUGGCUUCGGGUGAGAUCAACCGCUACACGACCGGCAAGUACUACUACUACUUGCUUGAACUGGACGAUGCUGGAGAGAUCAUCGGUGGUGAGUGGGUCUACGACUCGGACAGCGACCACCCUGACUUCCUGUGGGUGCCGAAGGCGAAGCCUGCCGCUAACGCCGUGACCAGCAUCGGUCUGAGCUACGCGGACGUGAGUAUGCUGCUGGAGAAGUCGGUCGCCUGCUCCGACUCCACUUCCACUGCUGGGUCCGUGUCGAGUUCUGGCUCGGUGGGUGAGUCUACGGAAGCGCCUACGGAAGUGCCGACUACGGAAGUUCCGACGACGUCGACGAGCGCUUCCUCUCCAGGCAGUGGAGCGUUGUAA